This is a messenger RNA of Anopheles funestus (African malaria mosquito), 10130 nucleotides long. RefSeq lists its product as uncharacterized. The record is from RefSeq and is a predicted model, not a curated record. The transcript has 11 exons. Bases 1437 to 9899 code for a protein of 2820 amino acids. Lineage: Eukaryota; Metazoa; Arthropoda; Insecta; Diptera; Culicidae.
UUGUCGAAAUUACGGUUUGUAAGCAAUUUUCAGACUAUUUUUUUACGUUUGCUAAGUGUUUACUGAUGGUGUGGGCAACGCUAGACAUGCUGAAAUUAAAUAACUGGAACAAAAUAAUCAUUCAAGGAAGAAAGAACAUGUUUCAAUUACCUGUACCUCAUUAAUAUAGAUUGAAUUUGUACGAGGAACACACGGCUUUACUAAGAGUAAAAUGAAGGUCAUUUUAAUUGUACAUUUGACCUAUAGCUGGAAAGCUUUCCAACACUCCAACUUCACCGACCGGAACAUGGGUAAGAAGACAUGAACAUUUUUUUAUUGCCAUUAAACCAUACCACAACUUUGUCUUUGUAGGCAUCACGAUAACGGAAAGGAACAAAUACGGGCAGGUGGCAUUAUGUCUCGACGCCUACAACUGGGUCAUUCCCGAAAAAAAAAAUACCACCAUCAAACAAAACCAAAAAACCGAAUUCCCCGUUCACGACCGGGAGCAACUAACCCGAUUGAGUUAUUGCAAUCGGUUCAUUUACUGUUGGGCACCCGAAUGUGCUGAAAUGCAGAAGGUGAUCCAUCGUGGUUUGAUCACGCAGGACGCCGCACCCAACAUACGGGAACGGAGAGAGAAAAACAAACCAACCAACCAAGCCAGCGUUGAUGCGUUGCUCGGGACAGCGACCAGCCCUUUGAGCAUUUCUUCAGUACAAUUUGUCCACCCUCCGCCCCGGGGAAGGUAUGUUGAUUUUUUGUUUUAUUUUUCAACUGCGGAAGUUAGAAGCGUGGUGUAUGCCGUCCAUCCCUAACAGACAUUACCCGUUCUUGGGGGUGGUUUGAAAGAGAUAGCAAAAGUAUGCGAGAGUAUGUAUGUGUGUGCCAGGUUGCGUUAGGAAUGGGGAAGCAUCGGUUUAGUCGCGCGUUGUUCGUCCGCCGGAUCGGUAACGGAUUUUCCGACGGCAGGUUUUUUUUUGUACGGGUGUGUCAUACGUGCCGCGAUCGUUACAGUUAUUGGUAAUGUUUUAACCCUCCUUCCCAAAAAAAAACCCUUGGCGUGCGUGAUCACUGCAGUCUGUAGAGUGCGCUUUGUUGGUGAUUAAAAUACGUUGUGCUGUCAUCAUUAGUGAUAAAAAAAUGCGAUAAUUAGAAAAUAUAAAUAUACCAGAACGAAAAUGCAACAGAUGGAGAGUGAGCUGCAAAGAAGUGAACAAAUAAAAAUAAAUCAGAGCGCAAUGUAUAAAAUAAAUAAAUGAGUACAACAAAAAAAGGGAAAAAAAUCAAGUAUGGUGAUCGUUAUACAUCCAACUAUAAAUAAAGUUGUGUAAGUGUAAGUGAUUAUUACAAAGUGUGUUUUAGUGAAGAAGCAAAAUAAGUUCUCAAUUAUUGCUGCUAAUUACAACAUGAAUCAAAUGAAAGUGAAAAUAUAAAAAGGAAUACAAGCAGAUAAGAUGAAUAGUAACAGCAACGAGGGAAAGACAUCGACAGCAUCGAUUUAUCGUUUGUUGCAGAAUCCGGCACCGAUAUGUAUGUUUUAUUUUGCACAUCCUUUUGGCAUCGCUUCACCGGCCAGUGGAGCGAAACUGGCCCAAGUUCGCGAUGAUGCCACGAAAGGAUGCUCCAAAAAUGCACCCACGGAAGAAGCUAUCAGUGCAAAAUGUACCACCACCGCCGCCAAUGGUACGGUGAAUAGUGACCAAAGGUUACGAAAAUCGAACGGAAAGUUAGCUGACGGUGUACGGAAUCCUUCCAAAUCACAUCGGAAAAUUAAUGGCAUAUGCAGUGGUGUGGUUGACUCGAAACAUCAAUCGCACCAGUCGCACCGGGAUCCGGCGAAGAAGCAUAAAAAGCAUCGAACACAUCGUAGAAUUAGCAACUUUGAAAAGUUUCUGCUCGAAAUUCAACAUUCGCACACGUGUGGACGAGGUUCGCCGAAGGUGCGGCACAUCGAUCGUGAAGAUCGUCUAACACCGCUCGUACCGUGGCCAAGCAUCAUCUGGAAUCGAGAUUUUCUCAUUCCUACGUUGCUGCAAGCAUUGGCACAGCAGCAUGGCCGAAAAAUACCCGACAUCGAGCAGAUCCUGCGUACGGUUCGAUCCGCCUGGAAUACACCGAAAUCGCAACGAUCACAUUUGCAAAGCCAAGACAGCCGGGAAUCGUCCGCAUCGAACUGGGACCUAUCGAGCUUCUGCGAUAGUUGCAGCCUUAACCCAGUUCACCCCAGGAUGGGUGCGGGAACGUACGCGAAUGCGGCCAGCCCCGGGCCGGGAUUACUUCGGAGGCGUUAUUCGGUACCGGAAAUCAUUAUGCGCAAGCAUACGCUGGCACAGCAGAAAACGGAUGAUGAAUCCCUGUGGCUGCACCAUGACACCAAUCACAAUGUGAUCGAAGUGGUGGUGAACAAACACACGGGCACGGCUUCGGCCCGAGGAAUGCUGAACGGACGGUUCAGUGGUCACCAGCGGACACCACCGCACCGGAAGUCCUUCGGUUUGCGACAUCACCGGGACCACCACAGUUCCAUGACUGGUCGCAGCAGUAGCGUGGAAAGUGGCGGUGGAGGAGUCGAACGUGCCGGAAGUAACGAUUGGUUGGCGGGGACGGUACAAACGGGAACACUCACAGCGACCGGUUCCGACCCGAACCUGGCCGCCCUGAAGCAUCGGAAUCUGGCCGGAGGACGGUGUAGCAGCCCGCUGUGCAAUGGUAUCGGGUCAAGCCGUGCCGUGGCCACCGGGACCGGAGGUAGUUUACGAUCUAUCCACAAUAAUUCUCUCAGUUGCAGUAGCUCUAGCAGUGUGAACGGUGGGCCCCUUGCCAAUGGUGGCGUCGUUGGUGGUGUUGGUGUUGUUGCCGGUGUUGGUAGUUGUGGCGGUCAGCAGCAGCACUAUCCGCUGGUGCCUGCGUACCGGGACGGUGACUUCUCCAUGCGUAAGACGACGCUGUUGCGGCGCAUGUGGAGCCGAGAGUUGCGGCGCUACGAACGCUCUGGUAGCUGGUCGCCACCGUUGCGCCGAACGCCGCCCCGCAUUUACAGCGUCGAAAGCAUCAUCGCCUCGGUCGAAGGACACCAAAGUCCAUCGCGUGCGGACGAUAGCGAGAGCGUGCUGGGGGAACGGGUGGCGGGCCGACCGGGCAGCAGUGGUAGCGGCAGCAGCGUCGGUAGUGGUCGUUGCGCUACCACGGCAACGACGACGACGACUGGUACGACCGACACGACCGGUACGACCUCGUGCCUUGAGUGCGCCAAGCUCGAACGUCAGUACAACGGUGGCUUCGGUACGGGCAAGAAGUUGCUCACGCGUACGCCUUCCCGCGAUAUCGACUGUACCGCGGGUCAAGCAUCGGGUGUCCCGAGUCCGGUUCACGUCUCUCCCACCGAUCCGGCCACGGUCGAUGACCGGCGGCAGCGGCGCCGACGACGCAUGUGUUCCUCGCAAACGGCCGACCUUGGCGAAUCGGAGCCGAUCAUACUGGCAGCUGUUUCGGCUGCGGCCCCAACUGUCCUUGAGGGUGACGAACACGAACGGGAGGACGUCAAUCGCCGCGUGAACGAUCACGACGUUGACGACGACCUCGAGGACGAGUAUCCUUCGCACAGUAGCUCAGUAUCGUCGAUAGCGUCACAAUCGUACCGCGUACCGUCGGCAACGCGCGUUCGACCCGCCGACAACGAGAGUGAUUUGAGCGAGUUCCUGCAACAGGAACGGUUAGCUGGGGCGGAUGGCGAUGGGCGUGAUCGCCCGCCUGCUCGGGAAGUUACUGGUGUCCGCGUUGGUAGUGCUGAUGCUAGCGAUUAUCCUCGAGAACGUGCUUCGGUUGCUGAUGGCACUGCAGGAGCAGCAGCAGCAACAGCAGCAGCAAGAGCUCCGGCACCAGUCGAACCUUCCGAACCAGCAGCAGUAGAGCAACAGUUUCCACCGGGCAGCAAACGCCGUCCAAGUGAGGACAGUAGUGUUGCGCUAAGUGCUGCUCUCUCAGAAGACUCAGAUUCCGGUGAAGAGGCCGGUAGUGAAACGGGGAUUCAGGGUCAAACGGUAAACGGUGUUGCUGAUGCAGAACGUGCCCGAUUGGAUGAGUACAUUUCUGGGCUGCUCCUGGACAAUCUGAACAAUCUCGCUGACGCUAAAGAGCUCGUCCUGGCAACGGAUGUACGUGACGGUGAGACCGAAAUACUCGGCGUUUACAGUGAACGACGUGCGCAGUUGAGAGAACCGAAACAGACGACGGUAGAAUCUGAUCGACAAAAUAAUAAUAAUCAAUUUCUCGCUUCGGAACCACAGUUCGGUGGUACGAUGAAGCAAAAGCUUACGGAAAAGUACAUCGGUGAUGGGGGUGGUGUAGUGUGCAACUCUCCUCCACAAUCGGACAAACGUAAGCUUUCACCCAAACUAGGUGCUGGUGAGGAAGUAGAAUGUGAUAAGGAGAACGAGGAAGAUGUUGCUAACAACAACAACAACAACAACAACAACAACAAGAAUAGUAAUCAAAAUAAUAAUAGUGAUAAUGGCCCAAGUGAGCGUGGACACCGACGGCAGAAGCAUCGUUCGAAGGGAAAUGGUUUCUUCUUAAGAUCCGGCAGUCGAUCACCUCGAGCAAUCGAUGCAACAAUCAAUGGUGGGGCGGCCGAAAUAGAUUUGAAUGGCAAAUAUUACUUCCCGGCGUACGGGCUCGAAACGGAUCCGUCCGACAAUACGGACAUUGCGUCAGAACCGGAAGGCUUGGUGUUGGGCAAGAUUGGUACGGGCUCCACGUACGAUCGGGGAUCUGUGGUGGUUCCGCGCUUUUCCGCAAUGCCACGCACCGAAUCGAUGGAAGUGCAACCAUCCUCUACCAAUUCGGCCGAGGACGAUGUCGAUGGUGCCGAUGGUGCCGGCGAACGUGACGAAGAGGACGAUGAGGACGAGAUCGAUGAUUCGGAUGCGAGCAGUUUGGUGGACAGUUUGGAUGGAUUUGGACCACCGCAGUUGGUGGAGUCCGUAACGCGAACUCGAAAGCCUAGACAACCGAAAGCCGAUGUAGGCGAAUCGACCACAAGUUCAACCGAUCGAUCACCAAGGCACGAAAAGGGUGAGGCGUUCUUCGUACCGAUACACGCUGAAACGACGGCAGCUUUACGGAUCGAUGAGCGUGUAGUCGUAGCUGAUACGAUGCCGUUGCGCAUAAAAGAACGGUUAAACAAUCGGCGACGUUUGAUGAAGUGGAAACAGGAGCAGGAGAAUCUCAAGAAGCAGCGCAAAAUGAUGCGACUAAUCGAGCAGAAGCGAUUCUACGGUGAGCCGGCAAUACAGGUGAUCAGCACAAUCGAUAAGUCGAUCAGCCGCAAGGAGUUUAUUCCACCCGGUGCCAAGAAGAGCGUAUUCGGUGGUGCCAGUACUGCGGUUAUACGUGACACGUCCACUCCUUCGGCACCUACACCUUUCCGGGCGAUGAAACCGAAGAAGCGCGCUGGUGGUGGACCGGCAGCUACGGGAUCUGCAUUACGUUCCGAGCUGGGGAUGUUGGAGUCGUACAAGAUUGACGGGAAGGGUAACAUGCAGAUACAAAACACAGCUUCCGGUGCAGGUGGACGAAAAGGAGGUGCUGGUCCACCAUCAGUCGCAGCGAAGAAUCCGUGGGGUAUGACUGCCGAUAAGCGCCAGGGGAAACCUCCUCAAACUCAUUCUACUGCUUCGACUACGGUCGGUAGUUCCGGUCGUACGAGUACGGGCCGUACAGGCACUGGAAAGGCACCACCCACAACUGACGGACGUCGUCGACAGCAGGUGUUGAAGGAUGUGCAACAGAUGACACUCUAUCCACAGGCGGAUCUUACGCCAGAUAUUGAAGGAGGGCCGCGCCGUGUUUACCAGAAGACAGAAAUCCAGGAAGGUGAUAAGCACAUUGAAAUAUUGGAGAUCGUGGAGUGUGCCGACAGUGCACCGCGGAAUCGGCACGGAAGUGUAAGGCCACCACGUGUACACAGUGGUGGUCGACGUCACGAACGCGGUGGAGGUAGAGGAGAUUCCGGUAGUAGACAUCGAUCACGCAUUCCCGUCCCAAUUUACCGAUUCGGACAGUACCGUCGUAGUACACAUUCGCGGGAUGGUAGUCCACUCUCGACUGGCAGCAAUCCAAAGGUAGACCGAAUGAUUGCCGAUCUGUUGCUGGAGGCGUUAACCAAUCCGGAAGAGGUCGGUGUAAAGUUAGUCCGAACACCGGAAGCUUUGCGGGACGCUUCCCGUGCAUCGUCCAAAUCCAGACCAUCUGGUGCUUCCACGUCCAAGAAAUCGGUCUCCACAACUGGUAACAGUGGUGGAAGUGGCAAUAGCGCGAAUAACAACAACAACCUUUUAACACCACGGCGCACUGCCAGCGGACGUUACACGCAAAAGUUUGAGGUAAUCCCGGAAGAACGGUCCAGCGUUUCGAUCGAGUCUUCUACCGAGGAACUAUCCACCGGUGGUGGUCGUAAGAAGGGUCCACAUCCUUCACCGCGGCGUGUCAGUUUUGACGAAAAUCAUCAGAUAUUGAACCGGGACGAACUGGAGGCUCCUGGUGGAACGACACUUGUCGUUCCGACUCCUUCACCCAAGCGUCAAUCGGUAACAUCAUCGCCCGCGAAAAGUCCAACCCGAAGUCAACCGGUGGCCGGCGUGAAGAAACAAGGCACGGCUACGGUUAUGACCAGCGCUGGCAACACUGGCACGACCAACACCAACACCACGACCACGACCAGCCGGGGCAAGGCGGCAAUCCAGAGUGACGUGAUCGAGGAGAAGGGAUGGAUCGGGUUCAGUACCCAGCAUGAGGAUAUGGCCACACCGGUCCACACCGGACAGGACGAUGAAGACACAAGACUCCACAUCGUGCCGCGCGGCGCACUAGAGCAAGCCCCUUCCCGUAGCCCACCGCACAACGGUAGAAGUGUAGUAAGGACGAUCACCAUCGGCAACUGUGUGCCGGAGGCGAUCGAACACCAUCGGGCCCGAAUACCCGACCAUUCGCACAUCGUUUCUAAUUCCUCCCCCCACGGUGACGGUAUCGCUCUCGGUGCUGAUGAUGGUCCCACUUGCAACGCGUACGAUGACAUCCGGGACGUUCAUCAUCAUCCUGCCUCAACAGCAGAUUCAUUCGUAACGGAUAGUUUAAAUACCAAACUAACGCCUGCCUCCGGACCAUCCUUUCCUUCAUUGCCCACGUCGGCGAUUCGAUGUUGUGAAACAUUAGUCGAAACCGGACGACAAACAAAUGGUGAAAAACAGCGAAACGGUAAAGAACCAGGUGAAAUUGUCUCGUACCAACAUCACCAUCACCAUCAUCGAUUACCAGCGCCACCAUUUCAGCACCAGAUACGUGAAGAAAAUGCCUGGCAAGUGUUCCAGACGGGCGACUGUAAGGUGAUCCAAUCGAAGAUCGAGUACUACGAAACCUCCAUCCACCGCACACCGCUAACGACUGGUGGUGGUGAUGGUGGUGAAUUCUUCACGUCCGAAACGACCGCCCUCUGCCCACACACGGCACCACUCUCAACGGCAGACUCGCUGGAAGAGAUGGCACGUUCGAGUACGGGAUCGUGGCAUCGGCAACGUACCACCAGCUUCGGUGCUGGUUCGGAUGCUCCUCCCAAAACGUCCGAUACGACAUGUUCUUCCUGUUGCUUCUGCAAUCCGGAGCUUCACAAUCAUGGUGCCAGCCUAAAGUCGAUCACUGACGGGUGUUUCUACUGUCGGGCAAAACUCGGCCAAUCUCCUACACGUAGUUUCCCGGCACCACCAACACCUCCCAACAUACAGACAUCUCCGGUUCCACCAUCACCGCAGACACCAAUCACAGAGCUAACGCCAACACCUUCACUCCACGAGAUAGCAGUUCCAGUGCGGAAGAGUUCACUUGCACCACGACCCGUUGGAAAAGAUGUAAAGAUAAACGAACCAAAUGUUCCAGCACGUGAGGACAUCCCGUCUAGGAGAUGUGAUGUACCACCCAAAACUAAACAUCCAAAACCUUCUUCGGAUGCGUUCGCGGACAAAUUAGGUAAACGUUCUACUGUCAAAAGUUCCACCUCCAACGCGACCGUAACAACGGUGACGGGUAGUGAAGAGGGACCACAAAAGCCAUUGCCACCAGUACCGGGAGCACAAACACCAAAGAUGGCACGUAAAAAACCAAACGAACCGGGGGCUGUGCUAAAUCGACCCAAGUACACGAACCAUCUGACCCGUGCCACCACAGUCGUACAGUCGGUACAGAAGGAAAUCAAGAAUGAGCUACGGGCACCGAUUCGUGUAUUACCCAAGACAGCGAAGGAGGUUAACAAUCGGAAGGAAAAGGAAAGGCAGAUUGGUUUAAGCCUGCCGAAAGACUACGACUGUCGUACCCGUCCACCGGUGAACGUUGUCGAGGAUGAACCGAUGCUGGUGGCAGGUGGAUCGGCUGAAACACACGGUUACGAUAACGAAACGACCAGUUCCGAUACGUCCGAUGGUAACUCAACGGCAGACAGCACCCCAAAUGUAAGUCCUUUCAAGCGACCGAACCUUCAGCAGCAGCAGCAACAACAAUCAUUACAAUCCUCACAACCACCAACGGCGGCUACACGCUGGAAGACGAAUAGUGAGCGCAAUCUGUCACAGCUGGCCAAACAGAAGCUGGUGAGCGCAAGCCGUUGGGGUAGCAAGUGGCGAAAGGGAGUUACUAAGGACUCACAGCAGCUUGAACAGACGGAUAGGAGCCAACUUGCAGGAGAUGAUGAAGUUAUGGCAUCGGUGGGCAGUUGCAGUGAGUUGAGUCCGUUAAAAACGGGAACUAGCGGUGGAGGUGGUGGUGUUGGGACAAUAGGUUCUACGGCCGGUACGACAACAUCGAACAUCAUCAGUGGGAUCACACAGUCAAGCUCCAACCAAGGCUGGACGGUGACGGUGGCUGGAAACUACAAUCCUGAGAUGGCCCCGGAUGUUGAGAUGAGACUCAGCUUCCCCAAGGGUGCAGCAGGUGCUGGAAGUGGUGGCAAGUCGGCUUUGACUAGCUCGGCCGCUACUGGUAGCUUAAGUCAUGCACCCAGCGGUAGCUAUACUAACUCAAACGGACCUUCUACUGCUGCUGGACGGAAUCGCCAGACACAUCAGUUUGUGGAUGGUGAUCCUCUGGACGGUAUUGGGUAUCCCGGUGCCAGUAGGAGUACUUCCCGAGCUGGUGCCUUACCUCCAACAUCAUCACAGGCACCGGGUAUCCUUAAUCCGCGACGCAACCUAACACGCUCCGAUGGAACAGGUGCUGGUACCACAACCAAGGAUUAUCGUCUUCCGAAUGUUGGUUCAACGCACAACAUUCUGGCAAGACCAACGGCGAGGAAAGCGAUCAAGACGGUCGAAUGUAGUGUCGUGGCGUCCGCAACUCGCACCAUCGCCAACAGCUACCACCAGCUGUCUCACCAGCAUCAGGCGGCAAACAGUGGACAGCAGCAGCAGCAACAUUAUUUGGCUUCGCGUGCGCCACCGAUGGCAACGGGGCGCGGUGGUCGUCCACGGCCCAGCAAUCCGUUGCUUCCUCAGCCUACCGCACAAGUACUCCAUCCCACAUUGCAAAAUGGGAGCGGUGGAAAGUUUCUCUCAUCGUCCUCCCCUUCACUAGUGUCUCAGCAGCAACAUCCAUCGCAGCGCUUUCACCAUACCGAACCAUCAUACCAUCUAGAAGACUAUGGCAAUGUUUACUACGGACACCAGCAGCAACAAUCCCAUCCGAGACGAAUGUCACUUGACAGCCAGCAGCAGCAGCAACAUCAGGCAGGAUCGCCCAUAGCAACGGAUUGCCUGUCGGUCAUGGGUAAUGCGAUCGCACCAGAGCUAAAACCCAGGGUACCUACCAUGAGCGAACGGGAUCUUACACGCAGGCACCACGUGUGCUAUACCCGCACACAGCCUUACUUUUCCUAAGGCGUAGCAUAAGGACACUAGCAUACGGUAUGCCAUGUAGAGCAGGAAAAGGAUUCUACGUUUGGCGAUGACAAUUCUCAGGACAGGUGUAAGCAACUACAGUGCGAUGUGGUGGCCCAUCUUUCUCCAUUAACCAGUUGACAACAAUCCUUCAGCAAUGGACCUUCACAUUUGUUUUUAGUGUAAGAAAUAGUGCAUUUUAGUAAAUAAAAACACAACAUUAGAAUGUAA